Messenger RNA from Engraulis encrasicolus (European anchovy), 8293 nucleotides. It is a transcript of the gene rfx5, whose product is annotated as regulatory factor X, 5. Gene Ontology annotation, molecular function: RNA polymerase II cis-regulatory region sequence-specific DNA binding; DNA-binding transcription factor activity, RNA polymerase II-specific. The transcript has 11 exons. The record is from RefSeq and is a predicted model, not a curated record. Gene Ontology annotation, biological process: regulation of transcription by RNA polymerase II. NCBI's taxonomy places the organism in Eukaryota, Metazoa, Chordata, Actinopteri, Clupeiformes, Engraulidae. Bases 79 to 2328 code for a protein of 749 amino acids.
UUUGCUGUAUCUUUGACUCAGACUCUGGUUCUCCCCGAGGGUUCUGGAUGCAGGUGGCCAGCGCAGAGAGCGCAACCCAUGGCGGACGAGCGAGUGCGGGGAGGGGGCGGGGGUGGGGAGGCCCCCAAAGGCGGUCGGCUGGACACAGGGGAGGGAGACACGGAGCCUAGCAUGCUGCUACAAAAACUGAAGAGCAACAUCUCUAAGAACGUGCAAGGAAAGGUUGACAGCAUUCUGGAGGAUGUUAAGCGCUUCUCGGACAACGACAAACUCUACCUGUACCUGCAGCUGCCAUCUGGACCCAUUGCUGGCGAGAAGAGUGAUACAAGCUCCCUGAACAUGGCUGACCAGCUCCAUACCUGCAACUGGAUCCGCAGUCACCUGGAGGAGCACGCCGACACCUGCCUGCCCAAGCAGGACGUCUACGAGACCUACAAGAGGUACUGUGACAACUUACAGCAGAGGCCCCUGAGUGCAGCGAACUUCGGCAAGAUCAUCCGGGACAUUUUCCCCAACAUCAAAGCCAGGAGACUGGGAGGGAGGGGCCAGUCAAAAUAUUGCUACAGUGGUAUCCGCAGGAAGACAAUCUUGAACAUGCCUCUCUUGCCUAGCCUGGAUCUGAAGAACGACCCAUCUGAGCUGACAGAGUUGGUGCAGACGUACAAGCAAGAGGUGACGGAGGCGGCCUGCCAGCUGAUCUGUGAUUGGGCGCAGAAGAUUCUGAAGCGCUCCUUCGACACGGUGGUGGAGAUUGCCAAGUUCCUGGUGCAGGAGCACAUUGUCAACCCACGCUGCAGCCAGGCUGAACUCGUCACCUCUGCAGACCUCGCUGGUGGGCCAGCAAAGCCUCAUAAAGUCAUCAAGAAGAACCCUGCCCCACCCAGAGCUGUGGAGGGAGAGGGCAGUGGAAGGGAUGGCAAGUUGAAAGACAAAGCGGAGGGAGAGCAGAAGGCUCCCCCAAUCGGCGGCAGUGGUGGUAGCGGCAGUGAAAAAACUGGCAAGGCGGGGGAGGCGGAGGGCCGCAACCAGCAGGUGCAGAACCUCAUCAAGAGCCUCCCCAAGCUGCUGCCACGCGGCUCCCUCCCCGUCCCUGUACCCGACAACAAGUCUCCGCUCUCCUUGCACCACCCGUCCUCCGCCACCUUGCUGGCGUCCAAGGACUCUGCCUCGGCAGCAGGGUCAUCUCCGCACCUGCUGCCCACCGUCACAGUGACGACUCUUCCACAGCAGAAGGGGGCGUCCUUCCCCCUCAUGAUCCUGCCCUCUACCAUGAGUCUGGCGUACGGUGGCGGCAGCGGAGAGCGUGACAAGCCCACCACCACCACGGCAGCUGUGACAAUGGCCACGUCCUCAGCCGCACCCACCCCGGUGGUCCAGAGGGCGCGUGGCAGCAGCCAAGCGGGCACCAAGCGCCCCGCUGCCUCCUCCUCCUCCGAUCACCCGCCGGGUGGUGUCGCCGGCACGGACGCGCCUCCCAAGCGCAAGAGGGGCCGACCCAGGAAGCCACGACCAGAAGAUGCUAUUGCCCAGCAACCUCCGCAGCAGCAGCCAAUCAUUUCCUCUCCUCCUCCUCUUGCACAGCUGUCUCACCCGCUUCCGACUCCGGGCAGCUUGCCGCUGGGUCAGGCCACGGGCGGGGUGAUUCACAAGGGACCGGCAUCCUCCUCCUCUUCGUCCACCUUCUCCGCCACGCCGUCCUCCUCCUCCUCCUCCUCUUCUCAUGUGGUGGAGAUUGUCAUCCAGGACCAUCAUCUGCAGCUAGCCUCCUCCUCCUCCUCCUCCUCCCUCCAUGACGCUGCUGUCACAGCUGCCGCAGUGGUGGGGGGCACUGCCCAAGACCAGCGGACGGGCGUGGUGGUGCAGUGCCAGCCAGCAGUAGUACCCGAGGCGCGCCCGCUUCUGGUGCGCCCAGUUUUGGUGAGCACCAGCACAGCUGCCUCCGUAUCCACCUCAGCCUCAGUAACUCCGGCUCGCUCCAUGGUGAUCCAGAGAGCACCGGGAGGUCACCUGCCCCCUGUCCAACCCCCGCCUCCUCCACCCCCUCCUCCUGCUCAUCAUCAUCUUCCUCUCUCUCCUGCUCUUCUUCCUUCGCCACCACCUGCCAAGAACCGCCCACCCAUCUCGGUCUCUGUCUCGGUCUCGGACCUCGUGCCUCCGUCCCUGCCUCCAGCAACCAUGAAAGAGGACGAAGAGCAAGUGGAGAUCACCCUCACGCCUGUGGAGACGUCAUCAUCAUGGCCGGUGGUCCCUGCAGAGUCCUCCUCUGCAUCUCCAGGUGCUGCUGGAAGCCAGUCGCAGGGGGACAGGUCCCAAAGUGACGACCCCUAGCCCAGGUCCAGCCCCGUGACCAGACAUAGACGUCCCGGGUUCAGAACGUCAUGCUACGACAUACUUGUUUGUUACAGCCCAAUUCAACGAAUCAGCUGGUCCUAAUUACCAUACCAAUUACUUUGAGCCAGGCCGAUGAGGUAACGUGUGGCUUCACCUGUGUUUGACCUCCCCUGUGACCAGAGGUGGAUGUCCCAGGUUCAGACAGUACUAAAUCCUCUUUUUUCCAGUGCAUUCCCUCCUCCCGGCAACAUGCGAUUUUGCAACACAGGUGAUUUUCACUAUUUUGGCAACACAGGUGAUUCAGCAACACAGGUGGUUUCACUAGCUAAUUAGCCAGUUUAUUCACUGAGGGGAUCAGCUGCUUCGGUGAAUUAUCUGUAAUGAAUAUGUGGCAAGACUUUUUAACAUUUUGAAGCUGGGAUGUUGGCUUCUGAGGGUCAGUGUACACAGUCAAUUCAGUGUACAGUCAAUUUUAAUACAGAAUUAAUUACACUUAAAGAGUCAGAUUGAACACUUCUGGUUUGGUAAAGUAGAUUUUGUUUGUGUUUAAUUAACUCAGCGGUUUUUGGGUGGUGGUGGUGGUGGUGUAGUUUGUUGGUGGUGUCCCCAAAUGCCAGACCACCAUACCGCCACCUUCACCCCUGAUAUCGCCUGUACUACCAGACUGUUACAUCCAUCGAAAGCUAUGCUGCACUGCUAACUAAGAGUGUGUUUUGUCGUAGGCAAGACAAGUGAUUAAUGAUCAGUGGUGUUGCGUAGCGUUCAAUCACGACUGACUGCAACACGCACCUGAGGAAGGGUUUUAAACCCUGAGGGAGCGUUCUGCUAAACGCAUUGCUAUACUGUGAUCUCCCCAUCACGUUCGUAUUCUAUUCUAUUCUAUUCUAUUCUAUUCUAUUCUAUUCUUAUUCUGUCCAAUUGACCGCCUUUGUACUUCCAUGCAUAGGAAUGGCGGAAGUCCCUAACUGGUGCCUUUGUAGUGAUAAAAAAAAUGAAAAGAAAUUGAAAGAAAUGGAACAAGGCAGCCAGCGGGAUCGAUGAAGCCAAAACGACUCAAUAAUAGAGACCACUCAUCAACUCCAUCUGUGCUUACACUCAGUAUCUACAGAGGAAGUUAUGCCUGUGUGUGUGUGUGUGUGUGUGUGUGUGUGUGUGUGUGUGUGUGUGUGUGUGUGUGUGUGUGUGUGUGUGUGUGUGUGUGUGUGUGUGUGUGUGUGUGUGCGUACGUGUGUGUGAAUGUACAUGAGUGUAAGAGUAGGAGUGUAGUGUAUCCGUGUAUGCAUUUGUGUGUGUGUGAGUGCAAGGUUAGCAAAGACGCGAUUGUGUCCGCAUGCGUAGCCACGUGGCCAAGAGUGUUAGCCGCUAGGAUGGGUGGUAUGGUGUGUGCUUGAGCGUCUAGUCUGAGGUGGUAUGAGGAGACAUAUACAAUAGGAGGAUGAUGAGGGAUGAUACAGUAUACGGGUCUGAACCUCUCAGGGCUCCAAGUGCUUCUCCUGUCCCUCCCUCCUCCUCACUUUAGACACUGUUAGCAUCUUGCUAGCAUCUUUCGCAUCUCGCUUUUUUUUACCCAAUGUUAAGUUGUAAGGGAUGCCACUCUUUGUGUUAUGGCCAUAAUUUUUCUUGAUGAUCAAAAUGUUAACGCUAAAGAACAACCAUUGCCGUAACAAAUACUAAGUCACUCCUCAAAGGGUUAUUGUCCCUCUCAAUCCUCUCUUUGGUUGCACUCUGGGAAGAUUGGGCAUCCAUAGAUGAUCACUAGAUGCCAUGUUGACCACUCCUUUUGUAUUGGAACCAAUGGGUGGGACACACUAAAAGGCUGAACACGGCAUCUAGAGUUCAUAUCUGUGUUGGAUAUCAAUCCGGACAUCAUCUAAUCACCAACUGAACCCCAACAUCAGCACUUAAACUGGGCAUGCUGUAGAUGUGUGAUUCCGUCCAGCCACUGUGUCGCAUUUGAGAGAUUAUACUUUAAGUUGCCUGUGAGGUUUCUAGCCCUAGUUUCUAGUUUAUUUAUGCGUAAUUUGAUUGACACACUGGAGGAAAAUGUUAUCAAAGCACAACGCCUCUGUGACCUUGAACAUACUAGAUGAAGACACGUUUUAGGGGGAAAAAGUCAUGCUCAGUGAAGUGGCAACCUUUAAGAGGACGUUUUGAUUUGAGGGAUAUCGGUGCUGAAGUGUUUUGUUGACACACCUUCUCUUGAAGACUACAUUGUAUAGUCAUUGUUCCAUUCGGAAAUAGUCACAUGCCAAAUAAAAACAAUUCUUUUCACAAGUUGGUUCUAAGCAGAACUAUUUAAAAAAUCUCUCUCAUGAGGAAGCUAAAGGUAGAGUGUGUAUUUUUUUAGUAGUUUAUUUCCUGAAUGUAUGCUGCCAAUUAACCACGUUUAGCUUUUUUAUCUUGAAUAUGUAUUAUCACUAUCAAUUUCAAUAGAAAUAUUUCAUUAUGACCUGGAAGUUAACACUUUUCAUGUGUCAGUAGGUGGAUCUCCACCAAGCAAAUGUACAGUUUUCAAUUACCAGUCUUAGGCUGCAAAAUCUGCUCUGUUCAGACCAGACCAGACCAAUAUUCAUGAAAAACAUCAACAUUUGUGAAUGGGCGGCACAAAUAAACUAACAACAUAACUACAACAUAACACACUGAGCCUUUAAAGAAUUGUAUACAGUAAUUGGUGCUGGAAGGCACACUCUCUUGACAUAGCUGACGUGAAAAGAAUGGCCCUGUGUGUCUUCUCCAGGGUUGUGGUUUAUUGAAAAUGUUUGACCUAGAUUUACUUGUGUCCAAUUAGACUGAAUAUUCGCUCUCUUAUCGGGCAACUUUGUACAUAAGGCUGGUGAUGUUAUCUCUGCCACAGGGAUACAAUCGCUAUGUAGAUAUACACUAAAAUAUACAAUCAGACAGGACUGUUAAGUCAUUUUAUUUGUCAUUUUUAAAUUAUUUUAUUUAUGAUGCAGUCUCCUUCUUGGCUGUUUUAUUAUUCAAACCACAGGAUACAUAAUUGUGUCAACCUGAGAGUGACAUGACAACCAAUUGUGGCAACCUGAUAGUGUCAUGACAACAUCAAUGAGUCAACCGAACUGUGUUAUUGGGUGUUUGGUCUUAGGUGGCCUGGUCGGCCUGCCAAUUGUCAAGUGUUGUACAAAUGUCAUCAUAUCAGGAGAGAAAGCCUGAUAGAAUGCAGUUGAUCUAGGUGAGAUCUUGGCCAUGUUAGUAUAAUGCCAACUAUAUUAAGAGACAAAGGCCUGAUAAGUUUGGAAGUGUUCAGUCGUUCACUAUAGAUUUGUGUAUGUUGUUGGGCCUUCUUUGGGUUAUUUGCCUCAUACUGCACUACUAGUGACUGAGUAAGAUAAGGAUAAUUGGCCAGGGGGCGGCCUAAGAGUAGUUCAGGUGGAGUUGUUGCCAAAUGCCAGUAGUUCCCAGGUGUGCAGCUAAGGGGUUGAGGGUGGCACACCAUCACAAUUAGCACCAAGCAGCUGACUUUUAACUUUGCAGAAUGGACUGUUUUUGAGUUUGUGUGUUCAUAUGUUGUGUAAUAUAUCAUUACAUGGCCAAAAAAAAGAUAACGGUGCAAGCUUGUAGACCUCAGGAAGGUGGGCGUAUUAAGGAGAUAGCAGGUGAUAAGAUGUUCAAUGUUAAAGUCUUCAAAGAAGGGAAGCGGAAGGACGUUGAUGUUUUGGGUUGUUGAACACAUUUAUGAGAAGGGCGAGGGGAAAGUUUGUAUGCAAAGUAAAAGGGAAAUGUGUUUGAGAGUCUCUCAAGUGAACGAAUAGUUUAAGUUAAUUAGACAUUUCUGUGGAAUAAACCUUAUGCAAAUUUGCACAAAAUAUGGUGAUAAAUACAAAUUUGUAUGUCAAAAUGUAGAAGUAUUAGAAAAAUAUGAAUAAUUUGAACAGAUUACUUAUCGAGAAACAAAUCAAAGUAAAUGCACUAAUAGUAAGCCUAAAUAGUGGAGUUUCUAUUUAUUGGGAAAUACAUGCAAUUAUCAUAGAGACAUACUCCAUAUGAAUUUUAAUAGAUGUAUUUAUCUGAAGCGGGGCUAUAAGCAAUGUGGGUUAGCAGGAGAGAGGCGAAGAGAUAUUUAUGAGCAAAGCUUUGAGUUGGGAGAGUUUUAGUGUGUAUUUGCGUGUGGGACGGAUGUGUGGAUGUACGAGAAUAUGGCUUUGUGAAAAAGUAACGGAAAUGACACUGUGGAAGCCUUUUUGGAGGCUUGCAUGAAUAUCAAAAAUGAAAAAGAAAAACAAACAAAAAAUAAACAAAAAACGGGUCGCAUUAUCAAAGAUUAUGAUCGUGAUCCGGGUAGCGGUAUUGUAGUCUGACUAACAUGCAGGCCAGACCGCGUUCCAGUCUGUUUUUAUGUGCGUUUAUGUGUUUGUGGUGCUAAACGAUGUGACUGAUGCUACUACUCUGAGCUGGGGGGUACUCCAAGAACAUGGUUCAAUAAUAAGCCAGGUUAAGUUAAUCUUGAUGUAGUGGCAAUUCAUUUACUAUAAGACCCUCAUGGAGUCCUCAUUUUCUUAACUGAAUGACACUUGUGGGCUAUCUAUUAGCAGGUUUACCACUUCCUGUAGGACAUUUAGGGGGGUCGUUGCUCAAGGGGGGGCUAUGGAGGCAAUAUAUCAGGACAUGAUUAUCACAUACUUUUGGUCAUAAUUUGUAGAUGACCAUGUCAACAUGGACUACAGUACAUUGUGACAAAAGACCUUUCAAAAAGGGCAUUUUGGGUCCAGUAGGGUAAAGGGGCAGGUGCUUCAGCACCACUUCGUCCCUAUCUGUGCACACCAAUGUUAGCCUGGAUUAUCACUUCCCAAGCUUCUUGGAAUACCCCCCUGGGAUCCAUUUGUAUUCCCAUGUGUUUUUUUAACGGAGAACACACCAGAAUAUUAUAUAUUAUAACUGCUCGCUAUUUUACGAGAUUCAAAAGUCUUGUCAUCUCGAUGCAUCUAGUGUCACAAUGAUCACACUCAUGUUGCCAAUUUUUUAAGAAAGAAAGAAAAAAAAAACAAUCGUUUUGAAGUGCUUUUUUUUUAGACAUAGGCUCUAUUGGGUUAAUACCGAACCACUGCAUGUUUUUAAUGAGUGGCGUAUUGAUUUAGAUUGUUGCUUUUUGUCUUUUUUCUUUUCUUUCUUUUCUUUUUUUUAUGGAGUGGAGUUUGAGUAGGCCAUAGUGGGCCUAUACAGUAGAUGACCAGUUGUGGACAUAACAGAUGUCAUGCCAAAUUGAAUCUCCUGAGGGCCAGUCUUUCUUUUUAACACCUAUCCUUUUAUUAAUAGUCUUUUAAUUAAUCAAUUAAAAUCACACUUUACCCCCACCAAAAUCAGCAUUGUUACAGCUCAGCAGCCAGCAGAACUGUUUUGUGGACUUGCUGAAUUAUUUACUAUCUUAAUAAUUGCGUUCUGAAAGAAGUUUAUAUAGUAGGCCCUAUAUCAGAAAAAUUAGAGGGGGGAUUUGUUGAGAUGUUGCUGAUACUGCCUACCUCCCAAAUAUUCAUUGGCAAUGAUGCAUAGUGACUGACUUGGCUCUGGGCUUCAAACAGUGCAUGGGAACAUUGUGUUACAUCUACCACUGGUCUUUCUACUUAGGCUAUUUAUUAUUAAUUAACUGUGUGUUCUGUUUCUUCAGUCUUUUUCUUCUUCUUUUUAUAAGCCCGUCAUUUAUGUCUCAUGCACUUUAUGUUUCUAACAAUGUGCACAUGAAACAUAAGAAAAAAAAACAUUUGGAUUUGUUUUUAUGAAUAAAGCACCUUAUGUUUCGUCAUGUUGUAGCCUAUGUGCAGCUGUGUAAAAAUGUUACCGGUUUGAUUUUGUACUUCUUCAUUGUACCAGAGUUAUGUGAUACUGGACAUCUAUGCUUCCUUUCAAAAGAAGAAAUAAAAUAAUAAAAAAGGAAAUUACAAAACAUUGCCCAAUUAGUGUGAAUAGCCUAUAUUUUUUCCUACAUUGCAUUAAAUGUUGUGAAAGACCA